Molecule: messenger RNA, 549 nt
Organism: Parastagonospora nodorum SN15
Lineage: Eukaryota; Fungi; Ascomycota; Dothideomycetes; Pleosporales; Phaeosphaeriaceae
Exons: 2
Coding region: 1-549 (182 amino acids)
Source: RefSeq, a predicted model, not a curated record
AUGAACGACCGCUGCCGGAGAUGGCUCCCAGAUGGCGCACCCAGACGGAGCACAGUCGCUGGAAGUCAAUGGACAGGCGCCCAGCACGUUCCCCAGUCUGGAGCUAUCGACAGCUCCUGCAGAGCUAUGCAGCCAGCUUCGGCCAAUGGCGACGCGCCUGAAAAUUGGGAGGGCUGGGGAGAGGUUGGGAGCGCCUCGACGCAACGAUUGCUGGCAAGACGGCAUGGAUCACCCUCAGCUGAAAGACGCGCGAACCAUGGUCUGGCGUAUGAGAUGCAUGGCACGCUCCAAUUGCACGGCUCCACGAAGAUGAGACGGCCCACUGUUCGUCAAGCUGCAGCAAGACGCGGAGCUCCCAGCCCAAGGCAAUUUGGCCGCGACGGCGAGGCCAUUGAGCUGCAAUCGCCAGGCCAACAGCCGCACAGUGCUGCAUUGCGCGUCAGGACAUGCCUCGGUGCGAAUGUGAUCCGCCGUCGGAGGGCCCGCUCCAUUGCGUCGUUCGAUGAAGCGUCGAAGCAUGCGAAAAGGGGGAGCUUGCAACCACGCUAG